GGUUAUCAGUGCAUCCCGCACUGCUCUGAUCUCAGCUUGAGUCAAUUUCACUGGAAAGUCGACCCUAAUGCUAGUCAUCAAAACCAUUAAAAGAGACCUGCUGAUUUCCAAGUGGAUAUUGAAUCUGGACACAUGCGAGGCACCAAAAGUGACUGUCUGAAUCAAGAUUGAAAUUUCUGUAGCACCACCUAUCUUAAAAGUGUAUUUUUGGUUAGUGAAACUUUACUGUUUUUGUAAUCUAAAUAGCGCGUAAAGAAAACUGACACGAUCUCCAAGAUACUGAACAAUUACACUCCGCAGUGCUUUAAUCACAACUUCAAAAGCCCCUACGGUACUUAUCCUGGGUCUUUUAAAGCCAGGGGGGGCUUUUGCUUGUUGAUGAUCACAAAUGUUAGCGGUGGGGCAGAUGGAUACUAAUCGCCAGAGUGCUUUCGUCUUGGGCAGUACACCGCUGGCAGCUCUUCAUAACAUGGCUGAAAUGAAGACAUCUUUAUUCCCUUACGCUCUGCAGAAUCACUCAGGUUUCAAGGCACCUUCGUUAACUAGCUUGAACGCUCAGUUUCCCUUGGGGACGCCACACGGAAUUAGUGACAUCCUGGGAAGACCCAUUACUACAGCCAGCGGUCUUCUUUCGGGACUUCCUCGGAUAAAUGGACUGACCACUUCAGCAGGAAUGUAUUUUAACCCGGCUACCGUUUCUCGAUACCCUAAGCCCUUGACGGAACUCCCCGGCAGAGCCCCAAUUUUCUGGCCUGGAGUCAUGCAAGGGUCCCCUUGGAGAGAUCCACGACUAGCCUGUCCUUCUCAAGCUAACAUGCUUCUUGAUAAAGACGGAAAGAAAAAACAUUCUCGACCCACUUUUUCAGGACAGCAGAUAUUUGCUUUGGAGAAAACUUUUGAACAAACAAAAUAUCUGGCAGGUCCAGAGAGGGCCCGGCUGGCCUAUUCUUUGGGCAUGACAGAAAGCCAAGUCAAGGUAUGGUUUCAAAACAGGAGAACCAAAUGGAGAAAAAGACACGCGGCAGAGAUGGCUACGGCAAAGAAAAAGCACGAUUCAGAAACAGAAAAAUUAAAGGAGAGCUCGGACAAUGAGGACGAUGAUGAAUACAACAAGCCGCUGGACCCCAACUCUGAUGACGAGAAAAUAACGAGAUUGCUGAAAAAGCACAAGGCAACGAAUCUAGCACUCUUGAGUCCGUGCAGUAACAGCUCGGAUACAUUGUGAUAAACACACACACACACACACACACACACACACGACAAGACUGUACAUAUUCCAAAAUGCUUUUAAAGCUGAUUUAACCAGGGUAUAUGUAAAAAAGGAAAAAAAAAAACAUGCAACUAGGUGUUAUAAGUGAUUAUAUGUGUUGUACAGACUAUGAUGUAUGCGAGAUGUAUAUAUUUUUUACUGAGUUAAGUUAUGGAAUUGAACAGCUCAACGAUACGAAUGACCUGGAAUGCAAUUUAAUCGGUAUUUGUUUUUAAAAUUUCCCAUUCUUCAUUUUCUGUUUUUUUUUCUUUCGCUUUCUAUUGUUUUCACUUUAUUUUACAGAAUUAAAUCACCUAACAAUCAGAUUCAGUUAUUGUGUUUUGUAUAGAUUGAAAUGCAACCGCUUGUAAAAAAAAAUAAAAUAAUAAUAAAUAAAUAAAAAAAUAAAUGUUGUAAAUUUUAAAUGUAAAAAAAACGCGGUUUCAUACUUCGCAACAGUUUAUUAUUAUUAUUAUUAUUUGAAAUAAUUUAUGUUUUGUACCGCAUCAAACAGAAACAGAAAACACAAACUGGAAAUUUGCUUUAUGUUUAAAAAAGAGAAUAUUAUUCGAUAGUUGGGAAAAUACUUCGUAUUAUCAAUAAAUUAUUUAACAACC
Messenger RNA from Acipenser ruthenus (sterlet), 1866 nucleotides. RefSeq names its product homeobox protein Nkx-6.2-like. Gene Ontology annotation, molecular function: RNA polymerase II cis-regulatory region sequence-specific DNA binding; DNA-binding transcription factor activity, RNA polymerase II-specific. NCBI's taxonomy places the organism in Eukaryota, Metazoa, Chordata, Actinopteri, Acipenseriformes, Acipenseridae. The transcript has 3 exons. Bases 389 to 1225 code for a protein of 278 amino acids. Gene Ontology annotation, cellular component: nucleus. Gene Ontology annotation, biological process: cell differentiation; regulation of transcription by RNA polymerase II. The record is from RefSeq and is a predicted model, not a curated record.